This is a messenger RNA of Polypterus senegalus (gray bichir), 1717 nucleotides long. RefSeq lists its product as uncharacterized. Gene Ontology annotation, molecular function: zinc ion binding. Bases 26 to 1717 code for a protein of 563 amino acids. NCBI's taxonomy places the organism in Eukaryota, Metazoa, Chordata, Cladistia, Polypteriformes, Polypteridae. The transcript is spliced from 7 exons. The record is from RefSeq and is a predicted model, not a curated record.
CUCAAAGCACCAGAGAGUCCUGGAGAUGUUCUGUAGGACCGACAAGGUGUUUGUCUGCUCAGAGUGUGUGGCAACUGAACACAGCGGUCAUGACACCAAGACGCUCAAUGAGGAGAGAGCUGAGAGAAAGAGUCAGCUGGAGAGCACAACAAAAGAAGUGAAAAAGAGACUCCAGGACAAAAUGAAGAGAGUGGAGAAACUGAAGGAGACUUCAGUGAGUAUCAAGAUUUCUGCAGAAGAAGAGGUGCAGGAACACCAGAAAACCUUCAAGUCUGCAAUUCAGUCCAUGAAGGGACUGAAGUCAAUUGUGAUCAACAAGAUCAGAAAAUAUAAACGGGAGAAAGUGCGAAAGGAUGAAGAGCUCAUUAAGAGACUGGAGAAGGAGAUCAGGGAGCUUAAGAGGAGAGAAGCUGAGCUGGCCGAACUUUCACAGACAGACAACCACAUCCACUUCUUAAAGAAACUUCCAUCUCUCAAUCUCUCACCUGAAGAUGACAGCUCACCUGAGGAUGCUGGUAAUGGAGAUUUCCUUCCUGACUCUAAGAGGAAGAAUCUUACCGUUCUGAAGGAAAGACUGGAGGACAUCGGCAACUGGGAGUUUGUGAAGACCAGUAAGACCGGUAGCCAUGAUUUACCAAAGAAAUUGAUUACUGGAGGACAUCUUCAAAUACGAGGAUACACUGAACAGAAGACGGCUGAGCACUUAGGUUGUCCUGCGUCACGUACCUACAAGGGGCUUACAAAGGAAGGCCUGUCUGCACGCCGUAAAUUCAGUGGCGUUACUGACAAUGAGCUUGAUGAUGAAGUCGAACUGCUCCAUUCUCAAUGUCCAAAUUCUGGGACAGAGAUGAUCAGUGGACAUCGUAAAGCAAAGGGAUUAAAUGUACAAAGUAAAAGAAGACGCCGCUCUUUAAUGAGAACUGAGCCUCUGAGUACCGCAGGAAGACGGGCCGAGGUAAUCCAAAGAAGAUCCCACCGAGUUGUAUCCCCAAACCGUCUCUGGCACAUGGACAGCCACGUGAAGUUGAUACGAUGGAGAUUUACUGUUCCUGGAUGCAUUGAUGGAGUCUUGCGUCUUAUUCUUUAUUUAAAUUGUGCAUUGGAUAACAAAUCGUUCAGAGUUUUAGAAGUUUUUUGCAAGGCUGUCAUGAAGUAUAGCUUACCACCUCGAGUAAGAUCAGAUCACAGAGGAGAAAAAUCAGUACGUAACCAAAGAAUCGAAAGGCUUUGGAAAGACGUACUCUCACAGGUCAUUGAACCAUUUUACAAGGAGUUCUAUGAAAUGGAGGAUCUUCUUAUUCUGAAUGCAGACAAUAAUGUACACAUAGCUUGUCUUCAUUUAGUGUACCGUAAUGAAAUCAACACACGACUUGAACUAUUUAGAAAUGGUUGGAAUAUGCGCAGAAUUAGAACAGAAGGAAACCAAACACCAGAACAGAUUUGGUCAGAUGGGCUUCUCAUCACAAAUUCUGCUCCACCAGAUGUUACUAUUGAGCAGCUUUUAUUAGAAAACUUACAAAGAAUUGGGGGGCCAGCUUUAGUUUCUUCAGGUGUGAUUGAGGCAGACGAGUCACCCGACACAUUAAAUUUAACUAAUCAGCAGAUGGAAACGCUUUCUGUUGAGUUUCAGCAUGGAGAAGGACUACAGGAUGACAAUUCUCGAUGUGUCCAUUGUGUUGUUGAGCUUAAUGAAGACAGCACUACGUCAUCAGCUUAA